Pundamilia nyererei is the source of this 2019-nucleotide messenger RNA. Its product is annotated as kiaa0930. The transcript has 10 exons. The record is from RefSeq and is a predicted model, not a curated record. Lineage: Eukaryota; Metazoa; Chordata; Actinopteri; Cichliformes; Cichlidae. Bases 418 to 1683 code for a protein of 421 amino acids.
CUAAAGUUUGGGUAUUUUUGUUCAGGCGGACAGGUCCUGCAGGAUCACUGAAUUCUUCGGUACGUAUUUUUCUGUUACACCUCAGCGCUCUCACGCUCGACCUGCGCGUGCCCGCCGUCGCGGUGCCCUGUCCCUUUAAGAGCCUCGUGUUGUUACAGGAAGUGUGAGGGGUGUUUCCAGCUGAUCUGAACAACAGGAGGACCGGAGUCUCCCUCAGCAGUCCGACCUGUCUGUGCUUUUUUCGGGCACCUUAGCAAAGCUCGCCGGUCCCGACCUCCGGCGGCUCCUUUGCGCCGCGAAGAGACAGUCGUUCCGGGGUAAAUCAGGAGGAGAGCCGGGGGCUUAUUCUCGUCCGAUAGCCGUGAGCCGGUGCCGUCGGAAGCUGUUAGCUCGGACUGUCAUGAUCCCAGCUCGGAGAUGGCGUCCUUCCCCGGUUUGUGUAAGGCUGUCGGGCCCGCGGAGGAGGAGAACGGGGAGCUGGACGGAUCCCUGCAGCAGAUGCUGAAGGCCAUCGCGGACGAGAGGAGCCGCCUGAACAGCCGACAGGAGAUCAGCGGCAUCGGCUGUUUUAAAGAUGACCGCAUCGUUUUCUGGACCUGGAUGUUUUCCACGUACUUUAUGGAGAAGUGGGCGCCGCGACAGGACGACAUGCUGUUCUACGUCCGCCGGAAGCUCUCCUACGUCAGCGCCGACAACAGCGAGGGCAAGAAGGUGGAGGUGGAGGUCUACAGGAGAGACUCCAAGAAGCUUCCGGGUCUUGGUGACCCCGACAUCGACUGGGAGGAGAGCGUCUACCUGAACCUCAUCCUUCAGAAGCUGGACUAUGUGGUGACGUGCGCCGUCUGCACGCGCUCAGACGCAGGAGAUAUCCACAUCCACAAGAAGAAAUGUCAGGAAGUGUUCGCAUCUCCGAGUAAACAUGCCAUGGACAGCAAAGGGGAGGAGUCCAAGAUGAGCUACCCCAACAUCUUCUUCAUGAUCGACAACUUUGAGGAGGUGUUCAGUGACAUGACGGUGGGUGAGGGCGAGAUGGUGUGCGUGGAGCUGGUGGCGAGCGACAAGAGCAACACCUUCCAGGGCGUCAUCUUCCAGGGCUCGAUCCGCUACGAGGCGCUCAAGAAGGUCUACGACAACCGGGUGAGCGUUGCUGCUAAGAUGGCCCAGCGGAUGUCUUUCGGCUUCUACAAGUACAACAACAUGGAGUUUGUGAGGAUGAAGGGGCCGCAGGGCAAAGGUCACGCCGAGAUGGCCGUCAGCAGGGUGCCGACUGGCAACACCUCCCCCUGCGGCACCGAGGAGGACCAGGUGUCACCCAUGCACGAGAGGGUGACAUCGUUCAGCACGCCUCCGACCCCGGAGAAGAACCGCCCCUCCUUCUUCUCGCCGUCUCUGAGGCGCAAGAUGCCUCGAAACCGGAUCGCUGAGAUGAAGAAGUCUCACUCUGCCAACGACAGCGAGGAGUUCUUCAGGGAGGAGGAAGAUGAAGAUCUUCACACCACCACAAACCUCCGCUCGCGCUCGCUGUCGGGCACCGGGCGCUCAUUGGUCGGCUCGUGGCUCAAACUGAACCGGGCAGAGGAUUAUUUCCUGCUGUACUCACACCUGACCUACGUCACCCUGCCACUGCACCGCAUCACCACAGACAUCCUGGAGGUGAGGCAGAAGCCGAUCCUGAUGACAUAGCAUAGCUGGACUCAAAGCAUCACUACGAAGUGCCUCCUGCAUCAGGCCACCGAGACAACAGCAGCGCCCCCGGUGUUCUGACCGAGACCCGCAACCAAACAGCCGCUUCAACCGGAGACGCAGAAACGGCGUCAGAGGGACGACGAACAAACCAGCCAUCCGAGAAGUGCCUCCGACUCUUUCGGUUCCUGCGGCCAUCUCCACGGAAAUGGGCCCGGAGUCAGGAUCACAUGACCUCUGCGUGAACUGACCGGAAAUGAGAGCGAAGAAUGUUUUUGUCUGUAAAUACCUGCUGCUUUUCUCACAGACGCCUUGACUAAAGGUCGAGCUUUUAGA